AUUUUCUGCUAAAUAUUUCCGGUAGGCAAUUGCUCUUCCAAAAUGGAGAUGAGAAAAAACGUUAUCGAAUUUGCUCCUUUAAGAUCUAUGAAUGACUUUGUUUUAGAAAAGGCGAGGUUUGAAAUGCCUAACUUAUCAAAUCCUAAUAAAUGGGCCAAUCGCGUCAUCAAUAACUUGUUAUAUUACCAAAGUAAUUAUCUUCUAUCAAUUAUAGCCGUAUUUUUACUUGUUGGAUUGUUACAUCCAGCAAAUAUGCUAAUUGGAAUCGGAUCAUUUUGUGUAGCAUUCGCAAUUGUUAAAUAUGUAAAACAGAAUCAUUCUUCUCGAAAUUUUCGAAAAUCCAAGUUUAAUGGUUUACUUCUCUUAGGAUUAGGAGUUUUACUGAUCUUUCUCUUGGGAUCCAUUUUGACCUUUCUAUUUGGCAUUGCCCUACCGUUAUUACUUGUAAUUAUUCAUGCAUCGUUGAGAUUGAGAAAUAUAAAGAAUAAAGUAAAUAAUGUCAAGGAGUUUGUUGGACAGAAGAGAACACCAAUGGGUGUUUUAUUAGAAACUUUGGAAUUGGACGAUUCCUUAGCUAUUUAG
Molecule: messenger RNA, 582 nt
Organism: Dimorphilus gyrociliatus
Lineage: Eukaryota; Metazoa; Annelida; Polychaeta; Dinophilidae
Source: the annotation of a GenBank genome assembly